Molecule: messenger RNA, 1789 nt
Organism: Orussus abietinus
Lineage: Eukaryota; Metazoa; Arthropoda; Insecta; Hymenoptera; Orussidae
Gene: sturkopf
Product: lipid droplet-associated hydrolase
Exons: 3
Coding region: 375-1313 (312 amino acids)
Biological process (GO): lipid storage
Cellular component (GO): lipid droplet
Molecular function (GO): lipase activity
Source: RefSeq, a predicted model, not a curated record
AUCACGUUUUUCGAUAUGUGACGUUUGACAUACAUACAUACAUACAUACAUACACAACCUCUUGACAUUAGUCGCUUUCUUCUGGAUAAAGAUAGAGAAUGUGAUGUUCGACCGCAGAGAAAGUUUUACUUUCAUGCAGUACUAAACUACGCAUUUUGUGCAGUUACAUUUCGCAGACGUACCACGAAUGUCAGUUAUAUGACAAGCGAGUGCUGUUAAACACUCUGAUUUGACUGUUACACCUUGUUAUAAAUCGUUUAGUGAUGAUAAAAGUUGCUUAGUAAUACUGUUAAUAACAUAGGAUAACUAAGUACUAAAAUAGAAAUAUUACAUUUUCAAGAAAUACCCGAAACUGUGUCCAAAAACCUAAAAAGAUGCAGGAGGCGAUGAUUCCAAUCAAUGGAGUACCGACUCAUGUGAUGACCCAAGGGUGUUGGAUAGAAGAAGAUUUAGCACCAGGAGGUUGUAAGGACAUAGUUGUUUUAAUAACAGGGAAUCCAGGGAUUCCGGAGUUUUACAAAGGCUUUAUAAAGUCCUUGAAAGAGAAACUACCGUCUGAAACCCCUGUUUGGGUUGUAGGACAUGCAGGGCAUGUACAACCUCCCAAACUGCUUCAUGCAAAACCUAGUGAUAUACCAGAUAAACAGCUUUAUGAUAUGAAAGGACAAUAUGAUCACAAGAUGCAAUUUAUCAAGAAGUACGUUCCAAAGGAUGCUAGAUUACACUUGGUGGGUCACUCGAUUGGUUCUUGGUUUAUCUUAAAUUUAUUGAGAGACGAGGAAAUUGAGCAACGUACCGUUAAGUGUUAUCUCCUUUUUCCAACGAUUGAGAAUAUGUUGGAUACUCCAAAUGGCAAAUUCUAUACUAGUAUUGUUUCAUGGUUAAUUCCUGUUCUGCUGAUAUUUACAUGGAUUUUUUCGUGCUUUCCUUACAUUCUUCAAUUUUAUCUGGUCAGAUUAUUUGGAAUUUUUUAUGGUAUUCCUGCCAAGAGUAUAAAAGCAGUACUGCAAUUGUUGAAUUAUACUGUUUUGAACAAUGUCUUCAUGUUGGCCAAUGAAGAGUUGCAACGAGUGAGAGAGCUAGAUCAUAAUGUUAUAGAAAAACAUGCUUCAAAGCUCUGGUUCUACUAUGGAACAAGAGAUGGAUGGGUACCGGUAUCAUAUUAUGAAAAUUUAAAGGCCUGUCAUCCUAAAGUUGAUGCAGUGCUAUGUAAGCGGCGUUUCUAUCAUUCAUUUGUUUUAAACAAUGAUGUAGAAAUGGGUUACAUUGUUGCCGAUAAGAUCAAUGAAAUGAUUGACCAAAGCCAUUCCUAACCUAAAAAGAUAAGAUGUUUAAUUAAUAGAACAAAGAUCGUGGUAUUUUACUUGAAGCAUUUAGCUGCAUUUUAUUUUUACAAGAUCAGUGCAUCAAAUUAUUCAUCUUGUAAAAUGUUAUACAUAUAUAUAUUUUUAUAUAUAUGUAUAUAAUUUUUUGUUACUGCUGGGAGGUAAUUGUGAUAUUUAGGAACAAUUAAUACAAUACAAUACAAUACAAUACAAUACAUUUCAUAACGCUUUCUUGUAAUAAACUAUACGAGGACAAAUAAGACAUCACAGUAAUUUUAAAUAAUUAUGCACAAACGAAUAUUCUUAUUCUACUGAAGCAAGCAAAAAGUUACAUACAGAAUUAUUACAAACGAUUUGUUGGGUUUUUCUACCAAUCCCUAUCAUUUGUAAUAAUCUUGUAUUAUUAUACAUUUGUAAUACAGUAAAGGUAAAUAAAAUAACAAUUGUACUCCAUCAAAUAUAAA